AUGCCAAUAACGCGCUCCGCUCGACAACCGCGCUCCACGGCGAAUCCAGCCAUUCCAGCGCCGUGUGGUUACCGGUCGUCGAGUCGGCGUCUCCCAUAUCAUUUUUGGCAUAAACAGCAAGUUUUGGAGACGGAUUUUUGGUACCCGUUAUUCAUAUGCGUGGUUUUGUCGUUCUUGCUCCAGCACAAUCAUCCUGAUCCAUCAGCUCCACAGUUUACUCAAGCAUUUGCAAUAACAGUUUUUGGAUCGAUAGUCGUCACCAUCAAUAUCAAGUUGCUUGGAGGCCAAAUGCCAAAUCAUCAACGAAGCUAG
This is a messenger RNA of Cylicocyclus nassatus, 312 nucleotides long. The record is from the annotation of a GenBank genome assembly. NCBI's taxonomy places the organism in Eukaryota, Metazoa, Nematoda, Chromadorea, Rhabditida, Strongylidae.